Molecule: messenger RNA, 1339 nt
Organism: Paramacrobiotus metropolitanus
Lineage: Eukaryota; Metazoa; Tardigrada; Eutardigrada; Parachela; Macrobiotidae
Exons: 2
Coding region: 431-961 (176 amino acids)
Source: RefSeq, a predicted model, not a curated record
UGCACGGUCUGUAGACUGUAUAUGCGAUGACUAAUCUGACUCCACCGAUUCUCCAAUGCUUUCUAGGAACGGUACAUAAAAAUAUUAUUGUACUCGUAUUAUCGAUCUAAAGCGCACUGUUUUCUCGUGCAUUCUUAGAAUUAAGCAGCAGUACUGUUUCAUAAUGUCUCUACCAUGAUCCGGUAUUGAUCUGUUGUUCACUGAUUGAAACACACCAUUGGGUUCUUCACUUUUUAACUUAUCGAGCGACGGUUUCAGUAUUUUCUAUGUUUCGUUCAUACCGUUGCAGUUAUUUUAUGAGCAGUUGAGCACCUUAUGCGGAUGUAAUAUUUCCAGCGCUAAAAGUACUGAAAUUCAACCUCCGUUUUAUAACAGAAUUAUACACAUGUGUCACUACUGUAAAUUGCCUGUGUUAUAAACGGCCAUAAUUAUGGAAGGACCUCCUUACAAAUCCAUUGGCAAGCAAGAAGUGCCAGCUAUUGAGAAGAUUCCCAAUCGUCGUUUGAUUACUGCGUUUGCUGCCGUUCAGAUUGCGUUCGCCAUCAUCCUCUUCGUGCUGACCAUCAUCGAUCUCUGUGUGAAUGAGGGUGAUGCGCCGUUUAUGAACAGCGUAAUCGGAUCGGGUAUCUGGUUGGGAAUCAUCUUCAUCGCCGCUGGAUCAUUCGCGAUCGCCUGGAUUCGAAUGCCACCAUCGGAGGGGCAAACAAAACGGUUUUGGCGCUUCUUGAAGACAGCGUUGGUUUUAAGCGCAGUUUCGUUUGCCUUCACUGUCAUUGUGGCGCCGCUGUCGUUUUGGUUUCCCUUGAUUGCCGAACACAAUCCCAUGAAAAAUAUGGGAUUUACAUUCUUCGCCAUUUAUCUACUGAUGUUCAUCGUCAAUUUAGGACAACUGAUUACCUUGAGUAUUACUCGGCGUAAACUGAGAAAUUCGAGCAAAGUCACGGUUGUCUACCAAAGCUGAGCAAGACGCCAGUUCAGCCUAGUGCCAAAUUUUCAGUCCAAAGAUUUUCUUCGCGUUUAAUCAAAUAUGUGGCUGCUUUUGGCCGGAAUCAACGAUGUACGUUUUGUACAGGGUGACUUUUCAAUGUUUUUGUGGGAACAGAUAUUCUUGAGACCGGGUCUUUUAAUGGACUCUUUUUAAACCAAAAUUAUGUCUUGGUAUACAGAAAUGUAACUCGCUGACUCCAUAAUACGUAAUUUUGUAUAUUUACGCCUCGCAACUAUUCGAGUACUCUGCAGAUGUUUUUGUUUGUAUGACAGUAUGAACUAUGAAGUACAACUGGGGUUGUUUUUUUGUCUGUUGCAAACGCAUACCUAUAUAUAUUUGAAUUACAAAGCG